UUACUGACUAAUUUUAAUUAAUUGACUGAUACUUAUAUUAUAUUUGUGUUGUUAUAUUGAUAUUAUAUUACAUAUAAUUCAUUAUGGGGUCUGUAAUUACUGAGACUUUUCAUUUAAAUGCUAAUAAUAUUCUAGAUGAACUAAAGGAAUAUGCACUUAACAAUCCUAAAGGCCAAUUUGAAACUGCGAAGCAUGCGCAGUUUAUAUAUAAUCAAUUUCAUAAAAUUAUUAGCUUAGCUGAAAAUACAAUUAUAGAUGCAAUCUCUAACAUUGAAUUGCCAGAAUUAUUAGAAAACAGGCUUAAAUUAUUGGCAGAUAAAGAAGAUAUCAAAAAUCUGAUUAAUUCAAAUACAAUGUUUGAUUCUCAACAACAAAUUCUAGAAAAUUUGGACAGAAUCAACAAUAAUAUGUUUAAUCUAGACUCUGCAGCCAAUACUAUAAACAACCAAAUGGCAGUUAUGGAGAAGAUAAGAAACAUUGAGGAUAAGACAAACUGUAUAUCCCUAAAUGAUAGUAAUAUGGAAGUUCAGAAAGCAGUCUUGGAAAAAUUAGACAGAAUAGAGAAUAAGACCACUCAAAAUAUUCCUUCACAACCUACUUAUAGCAGUGUACUUAACAAUGGCAAGGAUGGUCAACAUUUAACGAACAAAUCGAGUCCUCAAAAGGAAGUUAUCUUAAUAUAUAACAAGGAUAAGGAUAACAACAAUAGUGAUGUUGUUAGGAAACUGAUGCAAAUACGAAUUAAACCAUCACAGAUGCAUAUUGGGAUUGACAAAAUGAGAAAGAUAAGGGGAGGAAUCGCCGUUGAAAUAGGACAAAAGAGAGACGCUGCCAUAUUUGAAAAAACAAUUGAAGAACAAAUCCCGGAACUGGUCACACGACGCCCUAAGAGAAGAUGGCCACAUGUCAUUAUUUAUUCUAUACAUGGAAAAAUACCAAAAGAAGAGCUGCCAGGGCUUAUCUACCAACAAAAUCCAUAUAUUUAUGAAAAUUUUAUGGAAAAGGAAUUUAUGGAUAACUUUCGAACUAAAUUUAAUACAAGUAAAAGACAUGCAACUUACAAGAAUUGGAUAUUUCAGGUUUCUCCUAAUUUAAGACAGCAUAUAAUUAAACUUGGAAAGGUAAGUAUAGAGUGGUCGCGUUGCAGGGUUGGGGAUUUUUGCCCAAUCCUGCAAUGCUUUAAGUGCUGCGGUUAUAACCACUCUGCUAGAGAUUGCCCUAAUGCACAUUAUACAUGCAGUCAUUGCUCAGGGGAUCAUACGUACAAUGAAUGCCCGAAUUACGAACAGGAACCCCUGUGUUGUAACUGUGAGCAUGAGGGGGUACACAAUGUCAUACAUAAUGCGAGGGAUAGUCAAUGUCCAAUAUACCAAAGAAUUAAGACAUAUAUUGAAUCCAGGACCGAAUAUGGAUCUGGACAAUAAUAAUAAAAUACGUU
Molecule: messenger RNA, 1438 nt
Organism: Centruroides sculpturatus (bark scorpion)
Lineage: Eukaryota; Metazoa; Arthropoda; Arachnida; Scorpiones; Buthidae
Exons: 2
Coding region: 84-1424 (446 amino acids)
Source: RefSeq, a predicted model, not a curated record